GGAAAAAGGAGCCUGGAACCUCCGCCUCGAAUCCCCCGCCGGCGCCGGGCGCGGCGGAGAGCUGCGGGGUGGGCGCCCAGGGGAGAACGCGGUGAAGAGUUCGCCCUCGCCGGGGAGUUGUCUGAGUUGACGGCGCGGUGCCCGGGCUUCCAGCUCUCGGCGCCCCACGCGCUCGCGCCUCCCGGGGCUGCAGCCCACGCCCGCGUCCGGAGCCCGGCCCGCCGCGCCCGGGAAGCCGAGCUCUCGCGCUCCUGUCCCGGUCCGGCCCGGGGGAAGGAGGUUGUCCCCGGCCGAGGCGCACGGUCGCGCGUUCUUCCCGCACUCUGCGGCCGCAGCUGCCUCUCCAUGGCGUCUCAUCAGCAGUCCCGGAUCCAGGCUUACCUGGAGAAGAACAAGAUCGGUCCCCUGUUUGAGGAAUUAAUGACCAAAUUAAUAACUGAGACACCUGACCAGCCAAUCCCAUUUCUCAUUGACCAUCUUCAGUCUAAACAAAGAAACCAUGGACAACUUCAAAGAACUUUAUCUGGAUCUGCAGCUCUUUGGGCAGAAAGUGAAACAUCAGAACAUAAACUAACAAGAAGGGAUUUCAGAAGUUAUGAUAAGCCCUGGCAGUUAAAUGCAAAGAAGCCUAAAAAAUCAAAAAGUGACCUUGCUGUUUCUAAUAUUUCUCCACCAUCAUCAGAAUCCAAAUCAUUGCCAAGGUCAGUAGAUCAUCCUAAGUGGAACUGGCGGAUUAAACCAGAAAGCCGUGAUUUUGAUGAAUUGAACCACAUCCUACAAGAGAGCAAGAAUCUGGGAAAAGCCCUUGAGAAUCUGUCUCGAAGUAUUGCAAUUUCAGAUGAACUCGAUAAGGAAUCUGCAGCAUUUAAUUCUUCUCUUCUGAGACCCCGGGUGAUUGGAGAAUGGAUUGGUCGAGAAGAAAAUGAUGCUGAUCCACUAGCCUCUGAAAUGCUACAGCCCCCAGUUCCAAGAAGUAAAAUUGAGCAAUGGGAAAGUGAAGAUAGUAGCUCCAGCCCUGCAGGAAGCUUAAAGGUGGAGCCCAAAACGAAAGGAUUAAAGCAGCAGCAGCAGCAGCACAAGAAGCUCCUGGCGGCGAUGCUCUCUCAGGACUCUAACGAGUCUGUCCAUGGCCCUGCCCCGCCUGUAACAGAAGAAGAAAUUGAUAAUGAAGAUGAUGCAAUGGAAUUGCUGGAGGAUCUUGAUGAUUUAAGAAUGGAGGGAGUAACUACCCUGCUACCUUCUGGGAGCAAAUUUAACCAAGGUCGUGCUACUCACCCUGCUGAACUUCAGGCCAAGGUCACACUGAACAUCUGUUCAAGGUGUGCCAGGCUUCAAGGAGACAACCUGGCAGAAAGAACAGAAGAAACAUCACAAAUCUUGCAUUCUCCAGAUGAAAUAAUUCCAGGUUCUCUGGAUUCGUUACCUGGAACUGAAGAAGCAUUAAUGGAAGAGGGUGAAGAAUUUGAGAAAGCAUCUAAAUUAACAGGACCUGGAGAAGCCUCCAGUGGAGGACAGUCAUUGAAAAACUACAUAGAAGAAGUGAGUUUUAAGGAUGAAUCUUUAAAGCAAUUACAGGUAGUUCAUCAGCCAUGGAUCUUGCCAAGUGACACAGAAAGUGAAGGAGUGGAAGCUGAACAAGAGAAACGUUCUGCUGAUCUUCUUCUCUGUGUCCCAUGCUCUCCUUGUCCUACUCUGAUCUACUCUGGUAUGCCUGCUCAGGGCACCUAAUAGCAGCAUCAGGUCUGUGAAGCAGGCAGAAGAAAUUGCAAGUGGUCCUUAAAGAAAUUGCAAUUAUUCAAAUCAUUAUGUAUAGUUCUAAUUUUAUUUACUACAUGUAAUCAUUUAGAGAAUGAUUAUUUUUAUAAUAUCAAUAACAAACAAGUACUGUUGUAACCAGGGGGUGCCUAAUCAGUGUGUAAUCAGAAAAUACUAACCCUGGCAAAAGAUUCUGGGCUGAUCAGGAUGCCUGCUGCCUUUUGGCCUGGUUAGUGUCCUGGGUUUAGAUUACUUUAUACCUAACUAUUAAGAUUACUCUUUGAUAUUUAAAGAUUGCCUGAAUUCAAAUAACUUUGCUUAAAAUUUUUCUGUAUUUUAACUUGUGUAGGGUUUUCUACUUCUUAUAUUUUUAUAAUAUUUUCUCAUUUUUUUAGAUUAAUCAACAUUAUAUUUACCGACAUGUGCCAAGAUGUGCCAUUUAGGUCUCUCUGGGAGUUAUAGCUCUUUGGUAUCAUCACCUGUAUAUGUGUUUUGUGCAGCAGCAAGAGACAUAUUCUCCACCACUGCUCCUUCUUAUGAUGACCUUCCCAGUUCCUAUCAAAACAAAUAAUUGAUGUUAAUUCAGUAAAGCAGAUCCAUAAGAAAUGAAAUGCAUGCCCAAAGCCUAUGCCAUGAAAAUUGUUUGACCAUUUAUCCAGUUAUUGAGCCCAAUUAAGAUUAUCCAUUUAAAGUUUUAUAUACGCUCGCUUUUGGAAUGUGUUAUGCAUUGAUACUAAGUGAAUGGAUCUAAGUACAUCUAUUGACUAGCUCUACUGUCUGUUUUAUCUUGUCUUAAUCUAAGUUUGCUUUCUGGACCUUUAAGGCAUGCAGCUAAAUUAUAAAACUGCCUGUAUAACUGUCAAAGAAACAAAUGUUACAGGCCAGAACAUGGCUAAAGAAUAAAUUAAAAAAUUCUGAUUAUAUGAAUGAAGUCGUAUUCCUAAA
Messenger RNA from Manis pentadactyla (Chinese pangolin), 2700 nucleotides. RefSeq names its product chromosome 3 C8orf34 homolog (gene C3H8orf34). Bases 346 to 1728 code for a protein of 460 amino acids. The transcript has 14 exons. Lineage: Eukaryota; Metazoa; Chordata; Mammalia; Pholidota; Manidae. The record is from RefSeq and is a predicted model, not a curated record.